AUGAAUAACCUGAUGUUAAGUGUUAAUUUUUGGUUAUGCUCAUCAGUUCCAGCUCAGUUCAUACCGGGUAGGACGGGAGCCGGGUUGUUAAUAUUGAACGGAUUCACUUUCUAUAUGAAGAAUCAUCAAGCGCAUGGCAAGAAGCAGUGGUACUGUUCAUCACGGGAUGUUCACGGCUGCCGGGCUGACGUCAUCACUUACAAAGGAAUUUAUUAUUUACCAUCUCACCGUACGGGAAGUAUGGUGUUGAUAUUCAAAGAUAAUAAAUAUUGGAUCAAUAAUAGAUAUCAGAAUACGAUAAAUUGGACAUGUCGUGAUAGAAAAAGACUGGGAUGCAACAGCUGCGUGCAAACAACAGUAGAAGGCAGAUACAUCAAGCAUAAAGGCUUCCAUAACCAUGAUGACAACUAUACUAAAUAUAAUUUCAACGAUUAAAGAAGGAACAAGCGUUCUGCGCAUCCAUGUGCGUGUCUCCAAGCCACCAAGAUGUUUGAAUAUUAUUAUACUUCUUUCAAAGUUCCAUCAAAUCGACCUAUCUACUAAAAAUGGUUACAUCUCUUAUACCAUAAGAUAUAACUCUUAUCCUUACAUAGAUUGAAAUAAAUAUCUGUAUAUUAGUAUAUUUAUAACUGUAUAUGUAGAACUUAAUACAGGUAUCUUAUAAACCAACUGCGCUCAACAUUUUCAGCGACUUAAUUAAAAUAUAGCUUGUUUGAACUGUUAUUAUAAUAAAAUUAUUUAUUCAUAUACUUAAC
This is a messenger RNA of Papilio polytes (common Mormon), 755 nucleotides long. RefSeq lists its product as uncharacterized. The transcript is spliced from 3 exons. The record is from RefSeq and is a predicted model, not a curated record. The coding region runs from base 1 to 435 and encodes 144 amino acids. Lineage: Eukaryota; Metazoa; Arthropoda; Insecta; Lepidoptera; Papilionidae.